AUGCAGACCACCAUAUCACUAUCAAGCCAGACCCCAUUCGCCUGGAUCGGGUCACCAGCGAGAUCACCGACUUUGAAGCACCGCGUUGCUUACGCAGAUUUCGGGCUUGUGCAGUGGGAACAAGGCAACGAUCACAGCGACGCCCGCCGCGACGACGUCAUCAAGUACCUUGGUGCGGCCACCGAGGUCAAGCGCUACGCGCGUCUUCCGGACGAGUCUAUCGUGGCUCUCCAGGAUGCAUGGCGUCGUGGGGAUAGAUUCGACGCCCUUCUUGGGGGUGCAGACACAACUCCGACAUUCAAUCUCGACGGUGUCGCAGUGGAGGGUGCGUUGCGAUCUGCACUGUACUUUAUCCUUGAGGCUGCUACAUACGGCUGGGCUGCGUGGACCCGGUUCGGCAUCGCCACCAACGGCCUUGCGUGGGUCCCCGCACAGACAUCGGUGGCCGGCAAGGAAAUCACGGUCACCUAUGGACACCCGCUGGGCUCUUUCAAGAACGGCGACCUGUUGCGUUAUUCACCGCCUACAGCACACGGUAAGCGCCCGUGCAAACGCACGCGCACACAGGCCCGUCAGUUACUCUCCAUGACGCCCCCGUCGUCCCACAACGUGACGCUGCCACACCCGAUCAGCCUGUUCGGAUUCCUCGUGCUUGCGGCCAUUGGGGCGAUCAAGAGCCGUGUAGAGUGCUCGCUGCUGUAUGCCGGCGGCGACGAUGGUAUCGUGAACCCCGACGAGCCGAUACCUGGAUGGCGACGGUCACUGCGCGGGCGGUAA
Molecule: messenger RNA, 777 nt
Organism: Cutaneotrichosporon cavernicola
Lineage: Eukaryota; Fungi; Basidiomycota; Tremellomycetes; Trichosporonales; Trichosporonaceae
Exons: 2
Coding region: 1-777 (258 amino acids)
Source: RefSeq, a predicted model, not a curated record